Messenger RNA from Lytechinus variegatus (green sea urchin), 3098 nucleotides. Its product is annotated as zinc finger protein 511-like. The transcript has 7 exons. The record is from RefSeq and is a predicted model, not a curated record. Lineage: Eukaryota; Metazoa; Echinodermata; Echinoidea; Temnopleuroida; Toxopneustidae. The coding region runs from base 129 to 776 and encodes 215 amino acids.
AAUAGAGCUAAAGAUGACAAACAGCCUGCCAUACACCCUCCGGACGCUCUUUGGAUUAUUUAGAAAUCUUCCCAUUCGCCUUUUAAUAAUAAUAUGACUUUGGCUGCCAGUUCCAAUAAAAUUAAAAGAUGCUGAAGCGAGAGAGAUCUCCUGACCAGAGGGUCAUUCAUCCUCAGUCCAAGCAAUGCAUGAGGAAUGGUGAAAGUCACAUUUCAGAGCCUGCCUUUGAUGGGAGUUACGGGUCUAGCAAUGUGAUGAAACGGAUGGUCAGUUAUAAGAAUGAACAAGAAUCUGUUAGUAAUGGAUGUGAAUGCCACGUGCAUGGCUGUAGCCAGUCUUUCGCAAGCGUAGAGGAUUACGAAGACCACUAUAACGUUUGUCACCGCUUCAUAUGUCGUUACUGUCAGCGCUUCUAUCAGACGAACCAUCUCCUGGAAAUCCACCUCGCGGAGAGCCACGACAGCUUUUUCUCACUGCUUUCACAACAGCAACCAAUGUACCGCUGCCUUGAGGAAAGAUGCAAUGAUCGGUUCAUGGAUGCAAGGGGCAGGCUAGGUCAUCUGACCAGUUGCCAUGGAUACCCAGCAAACUUCUCUUUUGAUAGGAGGCAACACUUAAGACUGGUUGAUGUGUCUGGAGGCCUUGAAGAAAGCAGAGAUGUAGAGUCGGGCGCUCAGAAGAAGAACAGAAUUUGCCUUCCACCUCAAACUCGGGUACCAGAUGUCAUAAGCUUUGGUAUAGGAGGUUCAGAACUUUUUCAGAGUCAAGGAAGUUGAAUUCUACCUUUUACGUCAAGUGCAGUUCAAGAGGUUAAAUGGAGAUUAGCUGGACGAUCGGAACAAGAAACUUCAGAUGAAAAGAAAUUUUGUGCUGAUGGAAGAGGAUGGAUUCCUACACUCAAGCUACAGCGAUCGGUAAAAGCAGGCAGCUGUAACCCAUUUCCUACUGGAAGCAGAUGGUCCCUGUACAAAUCCUAUGGGAAUGACAGAAUUAAGUAUUUCACAGGUUAACUCAUUAUCUACUGGAACAAGGUUGUCUUGGUCCAAAGCUUACAGCACGUAGAGAUAUCAGUAGUUGAUAGGUUAACCCAUUGCUUACUGGAACCAGGUGGUUCCUGCUUGAAGCCUAUGGAAUUAUGGAAUUCAGUAUUCAACAGGUUAUACAAUAUCAUCAAGCCUAUAAUGUUAAAGCAACGUACUGAAUCACUUGGUGGUUGCAUGGUUUAAGAGCUACACAAUUGCUAGGAUAGGCCUAAGAAUAAGACUCAAUCCAUUGAUGCAUUAAAAAAUAAAUACCAGAAGUCAUAUAUAAUGAUCUCAAAAUCAGUUUGAAAUUACCACCAAAGUUUUUGUAUGUAUUAAUAAAAAAAUAUUGCCAAAUAUCUCUGGAAGAAAAUUCGUAAGUGCGGAGUGAAUUGUAAAUUAUAGUGCUUUGUGUUGGUUGCGCUGGUUGCGGCCUAGCGCUCGAUCGUUUGCCGGCCUGCCUGGGCCAGCUACACGUACCGGUAGAUGCCGACCGUGCAUUGCUGCAGCAACUAUGCACUUGACGAAAAAUAACAUGCAUCUUUGCAAACAAUGUGGACCAAACAAAAAAAGUUUGAGAUGAACACUUCACGGGUAAAGGAGUGAGUAAAAGUCGAGAAUGACUCGGUAACAACAAACAUUAAACAUGCACUAUCUUUACAUAGGCAUCUGAACGCCAUCAUUGGGCAACACAAACCAAAACAAAUGUUUGACUUUCUAUUGUAGAGGGAGGUACGAAAGAUUUCAAAAACAAACCGCCGAGCCGAAGACAGAAACUCUACCGGGAUACUUAAAUGAAAUUGGUUAAUUUCACCAUCAGAACACAAUUUCUGUCCAUUUACUUCAUGUCAUAUUAUUUUUUAGGGCAAACACAAUCAUGUAAUGCAUAAAAGAAGUGAAAUGAUGACAAAUGCAUUUUUUGAGAAUCUCCAAAACUAUCCAGCUUCUUUAAGACCUACAAACCUUCUCAUCUAUCAUUGGCUUUUAAAAGGCCAAAGGAGUGCCUUCUCCACCAGCAGUCAACAUGGACACUCUUCUCUUUAUUUUUCAUGAUUUUCGUGGCUGUGUUCCAAACCAUCAAGCUUGGUCCAGUAGCGACAUUGUUCUCACCCGCAACAGAAGCCAAGUUGGGUCUGGUAAUUCUGACUGCGUUUAGGUUCCUACGUUUGAACAUACAUCGAAGUUCCUCCUCAACCCCUACGAAAAGUGGAUUUAAAUAGGCAGAGGAAAAUCCAACAAGCAUAACACUGAAAAUUUCAUCAAAAUAGGAUGUAAAGUAAGGAAGUUAUGCCAUUAUUAAGUUUUGUUUGAUUUCACUAAACAGUUUUAUGCUUAUCCUGCUUGGUAUGUAAAUAAGGAGAUUGUCAUCCACUCAAUAUUUCUUUUGUAUUAUAUUUUAAAAUAUGCUCAUUUUCUCCUCAUCGUCAAGUGAAACAACGAUUAAUGCCUCCCUGAACAUAAGGAUAUGAUUGAGUCAAGUUUGUCCUUGCAAAAAAUGAAAUAUUGUAUAAUUCAAACAAAAAACAAAAAAAUAGUAAGGGACAUCAUCGACCGUCCCAUUUGUAUGUCACUGAGUUGUGCAUAUCACUGUUUAUUGAAAAAUAAUUAAACCCGAUUGUGACUUUCAAUGAUGGUGAAAUCCUUUUGUCUUGGAUGAAUCUCUCACUUGCCCUCUUGAUGGCAGAUACAUGUAUGUCUCCCAUGUGUCCACCUUUUCCUAUUCAUUCAGCGCAACACCUGUACACUCAUCAAAGUUCAAUAUUAAAUGUUAACCAUAGGAAAGUUCAAUUACACUAGCCAUAUUGUCUUUCACAGACUCACUUCUAGAAUCCAAACGUUUGAUUUCUUUUGGCUAUGCUUCUCUUUGCCAAUGCUCUUGCAGCGUUGUGACUCCUUAUUGACCAUACAUCUGUCUUGUAUUUUUCCAUUUUUAACAGAAGUGCAUUUGCCUCCCUUCUGCUGCUCCUGCUCACAUGUUUUGUCAGAAAUUGAUAGAAGUUGCUCUUUUGCACUGAUCAACUCUGAGAGUUGAGUCUCUGAACUUUCUGUUUGAACCUCAAAGAAACUUAUUCAAUU